UGGAAGCUAGCAUCGAUGAUCGGGCGGACAUCAUCUAGAAAGAGAAGAUUGAGCUUCAACGACAGGCCUGGAUUGAGGGCUUGUAUGGAAGAGGAUCAGGACCCGAAUGAUCAUGACCCGGGAUCUAGCAGGGGGCUCCACCGGACAAUUAGCUAUCCGUCGGAGGAUGAUAUAGACAAGAGAGCCGAUGCUUUCAUUGCAAACUUUCAUAGGCAGCUUCGCUUUGAACGACAAAUUUCGUUGGAGUUGAGGUACUACAGAGGCAACAGCUUCGACUCCGCAACCUCUCCAUGACCUGAGUUUUCUUUAUUUUAAGGGUUUUUUCUAUUCUUUUCUUUUUUUUUUUAUUUGAGUACUUUUCGAGAGAAAUUAAGAUUUCUUUUGUUUUUCGAAGAGAAAAAAAAAACCAAUGGUGGAAAUCUUGAGUUUUUAUGAAUGGUUUUCCAUCAUAAAAGAUGUAUAUUUCUUUUCUGGGAUAAUUACACAUCGCUUCUCAAGUUUGGUGUAAUUACACGUUAAGAUUGUUAAGUAUAAUUUUUCAAAUCACAUGAAUUGUACGUAUGAUUGUACAAAAUUUUAAAAUGGUGGUGUAAUUAUUUAUUCUUUUCUCUUUGGGGCUUUUGCUAUAUUUUGUAUAAAUAUCUUCCAUUUUUGAUUGAUGAUUUGAAUGUGGUGGAUGAUGUUAAAUAGCCUUUUUUGUCUUUUGGGUCGUAUUCUUGAAAAGUUUGAAUGUCUUUCUUUUUCCCCCUUUAUUGAUGUGUUUGUAGAAUAAGAAGUUGAAAGUAUGCUAAUUUUUUAUUUUAAAUUUUAUUUUGUUUAAUAUAUACAAUUUUUUUAAAAAUAAAAUAGAUAGUAUAAUAUUUGCAUACAUAGUUUGUAUAUGAUAAAUAGAGUAGAAUAUAUAAGUAAGAUUUUAAAUAAAAAAUUCAAAUCGACAAUUCAUGAUGUGGUUUAAUUUUGUGAUGAUUAUUAUUAUUUUUCUUGAUCAAUUAUUGUUCCCUCUCUUGGAUACAUAAUGCUCUGAGCCCAAGAGUAUUGGGCUGGGCUACUUCUCGAUGGCCCACAUCAUGGGCUGAUUGUGCUUGGCCCAAUUGAAUCCUUCAAUUGGGACUCAAUGCUCUUGUUCGUGGACUUUAAGAAUUAUUAAGAAUAAAACUACAGUUUUAUCGAUUAAUAUACUUAAUGAGCAUCUACGAUAUUUUUUUAUGUUUUGGUAGUGUUGUAUUAAUAUUUAUAAGUUAAACAUUAGCAAAAAAGUUGAAAGCGUCUGAAAAUAAAAAUUAAACAUGAAAAAAGUUGAAGUUGGAGCGUCGGAAAAACAACUUAAUAUUUACAACUUUACAAUAAGUUGCAGAAGUUGGUAAAAUAUAAACACUUUUUUUAGCUUAUUGAAAAUAAGUUGAUAAGCACUUAUUUUAAGUCUUUACAAACGCCGCGUUUGUAGUUUUGAGCAAGAAUGGGGUGGUUGCAUCUCCGUAAGAUCCAUGCAUAGGCUAAUUAGUCGGUGUUGAGAAUAAAUAAUCAUCAUUCUCUAUACUAAUUUGAGAGAUUCGAACACAGGAUCUCGUCAUUUGCAGGAUCACAAGCCUACACCUUAUUUAUUUA
Molecule: messenger RNA, 1605 nt
Organism: Sesamum indicum (sesame)
Lineage: Eukaryota; Viridiplantae; Streptophyta; Magnoliopsida; Lamiales; Pedaliaceae
Source: RefSeq, a predicted model, not a curated record